Ictalurus furcatus (blue catfish) is the source of this 1937-nucleotide messenger RNA. It is a transcript of the gene bhmt, whose product is annotated as betaine-homocysteine methyltransferase. Gene Ontology annotation, molecular function: zinc ion binding; betaine-homocysteine S-methyltransferase activity. Bases 89 to 1402 code for a protein of 437 amino acids. The record is from RefSeq and is a predicted model, not a curated record. NCBI's taxonomy places the organism in Eukaryota, Metazoa, Chordata, Actinopteri, Siluriformes, Ictaluridae. The transcript is spliced from 7 exons.
GUGUGCACCAGGCCAGAGUGAACAGAGACACUCCGUAAUAAACUUUACAUCCGCCCGCAAGACCAAAGCUCUGCAAAACACACCAAAAAUGGCACCCGUCGGGUCCAAGAAGGGCAUCCUUGAACGCCUGAACGCCGAUGAGAUUGUGAUCGGAGACGGCGGCUUCGUCCUCGCGCUGGAGAAGAGAGGCUACGUGAAAGCCGGACCCUGGACUCCUGAAGCCGCAGCUGAGCACCCCGAAGCAGUACGACAGCUGCACAGGGAAUUCCUGAGGGCGGGGUCAAAUGUCAUGCAGACUUUUACCUUCUACGCCAGCGACGACAAACUUGAGAACAGAGGCAACACUGUCGGUGUCACAGGGGCGCAAGUCAACGAGGCCGCUUGUGACCUGGCCAGGGAGGUCGCUAAUGAGGGUGAUGCCCUAGUGGCGGGCGGAGUCUCUCAGACCCCCUCGUACCUGAGCUGCAAAAGCGAGGCUCAGGUGAAGGCCAUCUUCAAGAAGCAGAUGGACAUCUUCGUCAAGAAGAACGUGGACUUCCUGAUCGCCGAGGUGAGGCAGUCAUGUCUCGCUGAACAUUUCAUAUCGCCUGUUUUUUUUAAAAAAAAAAAAAAAAAAAACCCUAAUGCUUUGUGUAAACAUUGUUGUGAUUUCGUGCCGCAGUACUUCGAGCACGUGGAGGAAGCCGAGUGGGCCGUCCACGUCCUGAAGGAAACUGGGAAACCCGUCGCUGCCAGCCUGUGCAUUGGUCCGAUGGGAGACAUGCACGGAGUUACCCCCGGAGAGUGCGCCAUCCGUCUGGUGAAGGCUGGUGCCGACAUUGUCGGCGUGAACUGCCACUUUGACCCAAAGAUCUGCGUCAAGACUGUGGUCAUGAUGAAGGCGGCAGUGGAGAAGGCUGGACUGAAAGCUCACUACAUGGUGCAGCCACUGGCCUACCACACACCUGACUGCGGCUGCCAAGGCUUCAUCGACCUGCCCGAGUUCCCGUUUGCUCUGGAGCCCAGAGUGCUGACCCGCUGGGACAUGCAGCAGUAUGCCAGAGAGGCCUACAAGGCAGGUAUCCGCUUCAUCGGAGGCUGCUGUGGGUUCGAGCCCUACCACGUCCGUGCUGUAGCUGAGGAGCUGGCUCCGGAGCGCGGGUUCCUGCCCGAGGGCUCGCAGAAGCAUGGCCAGUGGGGAAGCGGCCUGGAGAUGCACACCAAGCCCUGGGUCCGUGCCAGAGCCCGUCGUGAUUAUUGGGAGAAGCUGAAGCCUGCCUCCGGCCGCCCGUUCUGCCCAUCCAUGUCCGUCCCGGACAGCUGGGGUGUCACUAAAGGCCACCCGGAGCUGAUGCAGCAGAAAGAGGCCACCACUCAGGAUCAGCUGCGCCCGCUGUUCGCCAAGUCCGAAGCCAAGUGCUGAAUAUGGAGAUGAAGGAAAAACCCACGCUCACCCCUGCCAAUCAGAGUGUGGGAAACCAAGAGAGAAGAGGGGGGAGGAAAUGGAUUGGAAAAAGACGAGACCUUUCUCUCUCCCUCUCGUUCUCUUUUAUUAGUUUACAUAUAAUUCAAACUGAAAUGUUCAUUGGCAUGUUUUUGCCAGGACCAUAUUUCUAUCAAAAGAAACUCUAUUCUUUUUCUCCAGCCUGCGAAAGCAGUGUUUAGACUAAAAAGUACAUUCGUAAUCAUACCUGCGCACCGUGGCCUUUGUGUCUUACUGUACGAUAUCGAUGCUAACAUAUUGGCUUAUACUCUGUGAGUCGAUUUCACCUGUCUGAUGACUCUCUGUGGCACUGUACAACUCUUCGCUACUGAGACGAGCAAAGCUGCGUGACCACAUUUGAGCCUUUCGGGGUCGUUCGAAAUUCCAGGUUCGGCGAACACUCCAGGCUUUCGAUGGUGUCUGAUGUUUUGCAUUUUGUUAUUGACUUAAUGCUUCAUUAAACACAUCAAUGUGA